AUGACUGAGAAGAGCGCCUCCAGCACCAAGUCCGAGGCUAUCGAGAAGGCCGUGGCCUUCGCCAUCCCCAUGCCCCGCGACAGCCUGCUCAGCAACGCCGACGGCGAGAUGAGCGCCUCGACCCCACUCACGGUCAACUCGAUCGCGUACCUCACAGAAGGCAUCGAGGCCUUCUCCGUCCACCCCGACUUCAACGGGGGCGGCAGCGUGCUCGUCCUGUGCCGCAGCGAGGACGGCGGGGUCGGGUUCCGCGUGAGCGGGUUCCACCUGUCGGCCGUGAGCCCGACAUUCAAGGCCGCCCUCGUGGGCCACCUGCACACGGCGUGCACGCUGCACGUAGCCGACAGAGCGGACGACAUGGCGGCCUUUCUGCGCCUGUUCAAGCUGGCCCCGAGCGGCGCGUGGGCCAAGUUCGACCCCCCCAUGGCGACGUACUACCGCGUGCUGCUGCUCCUGGAGAAAUACCGCUGCCACGACUUUAUGCGCGCCGCGUUCGCGGCCAAGGUCGCCGGGUCGGCGCGCUACGCCGGCGACGGGGCGGGCUGGGAGCCGUUCUACCUGCUUAUUAUGGCGCACCGCCUGCGCUCGGCGAGUAUUUGGGCACACAUCCUCCCCCGCCUUGCCAAGUGGCGUGUCGACCCCGCGACCAUGACGGCCGAGCAGGUCGCUGUGCUUGGUCCUGAGCUGUAUCGCAUCGUCGUGGGCAUCUCGGCUUACUCUGCCGGCGGGAGGGCGUUCCAGGACGUCAAGGGGGUGUCGGUUACUUACCCGGAUUACAACUUCAAUGCACUGCUCUCGACCUUAUACAAUCUGGAGCACAACCGAGGCGGGCGGACGUAG
This is a messenger RNA of Vanrija pseudolonga, 840 nucleotides long. RefSeq lists its product as uncharacterized. Bases 1 to 840 code for a protein of 279 amino acids. NCBI's taxonomy places the organism in Eukaryota, Fungi, Basidiomycota, Tremellomycetes, Trichosporonales, Trichosporonaceae. The record is from RefSeq and is a predicted model, not a curated record. The transcript has 4 exons.